This is a messenger RNA of Hemibagrus wyckioides, 591 nucleotides long. RefSeq names its product crystallin, beta A4 (gene cryba4). NCBI's taxonomy places the organism in Eukaryota, Metazoa, Chordata, Actinopteri, Siluriformes, Bagridae. Bases 1 to 591 code for a protein of 196 amino acids. Gene Ontology annotation, molecular function: structural constituent of eye lens. The record is from RefSeq and is a predicted model, not a curated record. The transcript is spliced from 5 exons. Gene Ontology annotation, biological process: lens development in camera-type eye; visual perception.
AUGAAUCAUCAUUGUACCAAGUUUUCUGGCCACUGGAAGAUUAUAGUAUAUGAUGAGGAGUGUUUCCAGGGUCGCCAUCAUGAGUUUACCUCUGAGUGUUGGAAUGUUAUGGAUUUUGGCUUUGAGAGUGUCCGCUCUCUGAGGGUAGAAAGUGGAGCGUGGGUGGGCUAUGAGCACCCCUCUUUUCAGGGCCAGCAGUUUGUGCUUGAGCGUGGUGAGUACCCUCAGUGUGAUGCCUUUGGAGGAAGCAACGCUUAUCAUAUUGAGAGGAUGACCUCCUUCAGGCCAAUCUCUUGCAUUAACCACAGGGAGAGCAGGAUGACAAUCUAUGAGAGGGAGAACUACCUGGGUCGCAAGGGGGAGCUAAAUGAUGACUACCCCUCAUUGCAGGCAAUGGGCUGGUGCCACAAUGAAGUAGGCUCCAUGCGCAUCCACUCUGGAGCGUUUGUGUGUUACCAGUAUCCUGGAUACCGUGGAUAUCAGUACAUCAUGGAAUGUGACCGCCAUGCAGGGGAGUACAAACAUUUCAGGGAGUUCGGGUCCCACUGUCAGACUCCUCAGAUCCAGUCCAUCCGCCGCAUCCAGCAGUAA